GGUGCGCCACUCGCUCCCGCUGACCGGUCUGAAAUCAGAGGAAGUUUUCCAUUCUAACGGUUUAUCUGCUGAGUCACUGCCAAACCUUCUGAACAUGGAGUGGACUGCGAUGGAAAUCAACCCCGAGAUGCUGAACAAGAUUAUGAGCAAGCUCGGUGUGAGUGGACACUGGCGUUUCGUGGAUAUUUUGGGUCUGGAGGGUGAGCAGCUAACCGCCGUCCCGAAGCCAUCCUGUGCCCUGAUGCUGCUCUUCCCCCUGACGCAACAGCAUGAGGAGUUCAGGAUCCAGCAGGCGAACAAGGUUACAGGAGGCUCUGACGUAUACUUCCUGAAGCAGGUUGCCUCUAAUUCCUGUGGCACAAUUGCCCUGGUGCAUGCCAUCGCCAACAAUAAGGCCAAAAUGACUUUUGAGAACGGCUCAGUCCUGAAGACCUUUCUAGAUGAGACGGCUGGCAUGUCUCCAGAUGAGCGUUCCAAACAUCUGGAGGGAAACAAGGCAAUCUGUGAGGUUCACAAUGAGGUUGCAAAAGAGGGACAAUGCCGGCCAGAAGGUGAACAAGUAAACUUCCACUUUAUUGCCUUUGUGAAUGUGAACGGACAACUCUAUGAAUUUGAUGGGAAGAUGAAUGGACCGGUGAACCAUGGAGCAACCAAAGAUGAGACCUUUGUCACUGAUGCAGCCAAAGUGUGCCGCAGCUUCAUGGAACGAGAGAAAGACGAAGUCCGCUUCUCAGCUGUGGCUCUCUGUCAGUCUUAAAUGAUCUUGUGACUAACUCAAACAAAUUGUAAGCGACAUUGUUCUACAGCAUUUACAUUGCAAACUGUU
Molecule: messenger RNA, 826 nt
Organism: Poecilia latipinna (sailfin molly)
Lineage: Eukaryota; Metazoa; Chordata; Actinopteri; Cyprinodontiformes; Poeciliidae
Gene: uchl1
Product: ubiquitin carboxyl-terminal esterase L1 (ubiquitin thiolesterase)
Exons: 9
Coding region: 95-757 (220 amino acids)
Biological process (GO): protein deubiquitination; ubiquitin-dependent protein catabolic process
Cellular component (GO): cytoplasm
Molecular function (GO): cysteine-type deubiquitinase activity
Source: RefSeq, a predicted model, not a curated record